Messenger RNA from Aspergillus ibericus CBS 121593, 1458 nucleotides. RefSeq lists its product as uncharacterized. Lineage: Eukaryota; Fungi; Ascomycota; Eurotiomycetes; Eurotiales; Aspergillaceae. Bases 1 to 1458 code for a protein of 485 amino acids. The transcript has a single exon. The record is from RefSeq and is a predicted model, not a curated record.
AUGUAUUGUCAACAGCGCCUUGUUGCAUUUCUCUAUGCGGUGUUAGGGGCUAUCUCCAAUACUACCCAAGAAAGCCCACCUGAAACCCCAUACAACGCAACAAGUGGCCAUGCUUAUCUAGCUUCGUGCUCCAGUAUCUUGACCGAUACUUCAGAACACUUGUCGAUAAACCCAACCCACGGCCCGGAGGGGCCAGGCUGUGCGGUAUCAUUGUCUUCUUCCGUGUGCUGGAAAGCAAUACCAGGGGCCUACACACAGAGAGAAAACAGGACUAACCAUGCUCAUGAUACUCAUACAGCUAAGCCGACUUUCAGACUCAGCUUGACUAUUGCAAGUUCUGGAGAAGGGCCAAUAGAUCUACAUCAAUGCGAGACUAUGAUGGAACAGCUCAUCUUCGAAAGCCCAAAGUAUAGCAUUCAUAAUUCGAUUGCCAAUGCCCGCUUUUUGGUGCCUCCUCAACUUGAGGAAGCUGCCCUCCAAGUAUACCGCAUGAGAAGGAGACUGUGGCAAAGGAAGCCACAAAGCGAGAAUGAUAAAGUUGAAGCUGAGAAGGUCCCGCAAGAAAAUCCUCCGACGCAAGGAUACCGUGGGAUUUUGGAAUAUAUCAUCUCGAAAAUGGGGCAUGGCAUGAGUCGACUCAAAAGGAGCGAGCAGAAUACGUCCAGCGCUCUGCUUCCUCUGGCCCCGAGUAAGAGACAGCUGCCUGUCCAACGGGACCUGUACAGCCUUGGGCCUACUUGCGAGGAUAAAAUCUGCGAGGAGAAUGAUUGGGAGAAUAUAUGUAUCCCAGGUGCUAUUCCAGCAACUAAGAAGGACCAGUGUCUUAUGUGUUACCCGCGAAAGCAUAUGGCGCUUGUACAGGACUAUUGUCAACAGCAAAAGUAUAGAGAGCUCGACAUAUUCUAUAAGACAUGCGCACUCUUGGGUGCAUCGAUAAUGGGGGCUACACUACUAUACCUGCUCCGUGAGAUAUACAGGCGGCUUCGAAUGCGAUACCAAUUUCUUCAGAGCAUGUGUCGUCGCAGCCAACUAUCGGGGAGCACUACCACGAAACCCGGGCUUUCAUCUUUGAUCCCUGGGGUCCCCAAAGCGUGGAGAGAACCACGACAUGUAUCAAAUGGCACUGCUGACAACACUGGAAGCUUUGCAGCUAGCGAUACGAUUAUCCAGCAGAGGUUUAGGAGACUUGGUCCAUUCACAAAAGAAACUCGCAAGAGGGUCCAGGACAUCUUUGACCUGGAAUCAUUUGAGGGAUAUCAGCAUGAGCCAGAAUUGGGAACUAAGAUACCAGUGCUACCGCGAGCUCGUAAUGCCAGUCUACGGAAGCAUGCCACGGGCUCAAGAUCACGCACGAAUCUUUACUCCGAUGGAAAUGGCGGGCCCGGGGGUAAUGGGGUGGAGGACACUAGGACUUUCUCAAAGCCUACACCUCAACAGAGUUAUUUUGGGUGUGGCUAG